UAAAAAUAUUGCGUUCUCGCAAUAAACUUUCACCUCAACGCGAUUUCAAACAAUAUCAAAGUGUCGUAAGUUAUACAAGAUAAAUCCAACCGCGUAGCUAGUGAAUUUAAUGAGCGGAUACGUGUUUUCCGCGGGUUUUUUAAAGAUAAAGUGUUAGAGUAGAGGACAUAACCUCUGCGAUCAGUUGUGAAAAGCCUUAAAAAGGUAUUUCAAACGCAAAUGGCUGGCAAAAGGAGUGCGAGCAGUGAUUUAAACCAUGAUAAUUGGGACCGCGAUGAUGAUGUCGAGGAUGCGGGCACUUUCCAGAAAGCGUCUGAUGAUGUACUCAAGCGCCGAAUUAUUAAAACCGCGAGAAGGCGGAAUCCAGAAGUGACUACAGGCAAUGGUGAUGAUGGAGCAAAAAAGCCAGUUUUCGGUGGUUUUACGGGUUUCGCCGGGUUUGCUCCACCGAAUCCAAACGCUGCAUUCAGUUUUCUGAACAAUUCCAACACAGUAAAGACUCCACCAUCAUCAACUAUAACAAGUCCACCUGCAACAAAACCAUCUUUAUCAAACACGUCCAUUUUCUCAUCUUCACUCACAAAUGGCGUCGAGUCCAAAGGAGAAAAGAAAACAAACACAUUCGCUGGUUUCUCAACUGGUUCAAAUAACAAGAAAGCAGACACAAACGAUCACGGCGAUGACAGGACUGAAUACUACGCGAAACUGAAAGGACUCAACGAAAGCGUCCUUACUUGGAUUGACAAACACGUCAAGGAGAAUCCAUUCAUCAAUUUGAAGCCAAUUUUUACCGAUUACGAGCGGUAUUUGACCGACUUGGAAGUGAAACACGUCAGUGUGUGCUCGGAAACAAAGAAAGAACUUGUUGGUUUUUCGUUUAAAUCCCCAAGUAAAACAAAUGAUAAUAAUACUGCGACUACUACGACUACAUCUGCGGCGUUUUCAAACACGAAUAAGUCAAUAUUUUCUUUGUCAGCCGAUAAUAAAAAGAGCGAAGAUAAAGUGGAUAAACCAACAAUGUUUGGCGGUGACACUUCCCUCUUUGGUAACAAGAAAACUAACGAUAAUAAGUUUCCGUUUGGUGCGCCAUCAUCGACUGUAACGAGUCAAACAAACGCGGAUAAAGAUAAAGCAACGUUUGUAUUUGGCAGUGCGAACGCGUCCAAGACAUCAACGAUAACUUCAGGUGCUUUUGGAAGCGGGACAAAUUCACAUUUUGGAUCGAAACCAAUGUCCACCCCAGCGGCGCCAUUUGCCUUCGGUACACCAGCGAAUAAACCGCCUGCGUUUGCGUCCACACCCGCCCAACCAACGGAAACAAUCAAUCUGGACGAAGACGACGAGGACCAACCGCCGAAAGUCGAGUUCACGCCCGUUGUCGAACAAGAACACAUCUAUACAAUCAGGUGUAAAGUUUUCGUCAAAAAAGACGGCAACUUUGGUGAUCGGGGGGUCGGUAAUCUGUAUCUGAAGAAAAUUCCCGACUCUGAAAAGGUGCAACUUAUUGUUAGAGCUGAUACGAAUUUGGGUAAUUUGUUAUGUAAUUUGAUUUUGUCCGAGUCGGUGCCAACGCAGCGAAUGGGCAAGAAAGAUGUUAUGUUGGUGUGUAUACCGCUUCCGGAUGAGAAGCCGCCGCCGGUACCGAUGCUCCUGCGGGUGAAGAACGAACAGGAAGCGGAUGCGUUGUUGAAAGAAUUGGAGAAACACAAGAAGUGAAGUGGUUGUGUGUGCAGGUAACAUAGACAACCAGUUUUACACGUUUGUUGAAACUGUGGCAAACAAAACACAAACAAAAAGGAAUAAACUUAACUAAAAACCAACUACUGUGGAGAUGAUUGUUUUUAGUUUUUAAUCUUUUUGUCAAAGUAAUUAUUAAUAAAGUUUUUUCGUAACAAUA
This is a messenger RNA of Dalotia coriaria, 1897 nucleotides long. RefSeq names its product nuclear pore complex protein Nup50 (gene Nup50). The record is from RefSeq and is a predicted model, not a curated record. Gene Ontology annotation, cellular component: nuclear pore. Gene Ontology annotation, biological process: protein import into nucleus. Lineage: Eukaryota; Metazoa; Arthropoda; Insecta; Coleoptera; Staphylinidae. Bases 220 to 1716 code for a protein of 498 amino acids. The transcript has 2 exons.